CACAAAAAGUCGACAAAACACAAAAAUGGAACGUUUUUAUGUCACACACACGUAAAAACUAAAAGUUAAUUUUUUGAACUUUAUUUUUUUCACACGAAAAUAAGUGUAAUAAGGAACUGUUAAUGAAACGAUUCAACAUUACAAUCAAUUAUCUACGUACCUACGCACUGAUAUCGACAAAUUCCACGAUUCCGCACUGGAUUCGAGUUGCUUGAAUACGGGUCAAACAAAACUAAAACUAAAAUUCACUUUCCUCUAGUCCUUUUGUUCAAUAUAAAUUAUAUAAACUUCUGUGAUGUAAACAAUGUGUAAGUGAUUUCGAAGAGUUAAUAAAUAGAAAACUAUAAUAGCCAAACCAAUCAGCUAUUGCAAUUGAUUAUAAAAUCCAGUGGCAGAAAUUAAGCAAAAGAGGUUUUGUGUUAUUUGACAGAAUAUAUUUUUUUCUUGAUUGAGAAUGACGUUCAAGGGACACGUAUUAGUAUUAGGCACUGUGAGAUAAUGAAAAAUUUUACGAAUUUCAAUGUGAAAAUUGAAAAUUUAACCGUACCUUCGAAGUGAUAUUGUGAUACAGAAUUGACAAUUUAAUAAAAAAAAACCAAAAUCAAAGCAAAAGUAAAAAUCAAUCCACCAUGAAAUUAACAUUUUUCGAAUUGUUUUUGCUGGUGUUUUGUUUGAUCCACGUAGUAUUCGGUGAAUUGCAGGGUCCCCCAAGCGAAACUAACAAUCGAAUUAAAGAUAAAGGGGACAAGGAGGAAGACUCAAAGACUGUACAAAAUGAUCGGAAGGCCGAUGAAAUGGUCAAAGACGAUGCGUCAAGUUCAACAUACAGUGGAUUUACGCCGGAAGAGGUGAUCAAACUGAUUCAAUCGUCGAAUUUGGAACAGGACGUCGAACAGAAUAAGAUGACGGAUAUGCUUUCGAAGCUGGUCGACACCUAUGCCAAAUACAUUAACGAAAUUGAAGACAUGGAUCACACCAUCGAAGAGUCAAAAGUCGAAGAUGAGCCUCCGAAAGAACUUACACCCGAAGAAAAGGAACUCGAAAGUCUGUACGAAACUGCGAUGAAAAUUUUGAACAGAACUCGAGGCGAUAAAACCGCUGCUUAUGCUGUACUAACUCAGGCAGCUGUCAAGGGUCACGAAAAAGCCCAAGCGCAUAUUGCCUGGGCCCAAUUGCUCGGAAACCAUAUGGAUCGUAACAUUGAAAUGGCGAAAGAAACGUUCGUGAAACUAGCCGAGAACGGGCUGCCCGAAGCUAAUUUGGGCCUCGGCUUUAUGCAUGCCAGCGGAAUCGGUUUCAAUGUUAGCCAGGCUAGGGCACUUGUCCAUUACACAAUGGCAGCACUGGGUGACAAUUCAUUCGCUCAAAUGGCACUGGCAUACCGCUAUUGGGCUGGAGUGUCCGUACCAAUAAGCUGCGAAAAAGCGUUGGAGUUUUAUCGUAAAGUUGCCACAAAAGUGGCGUCCAAAAUUACAUUUUCUGGUGGAGCGGCUGUACAUAGAAUUCGUUUGUUGGACGAAGUUGAGAAUGCUGGAGUUAGUCCGGCCAUUCUUGACAAUGACUUAAUCGAAUAUUAUCAACUAUUGGCUGACAAGGGCGAUGUACAAGCUCAGGUCGGUCUCGGUCAGUUACACUAUCAAGGUGGACGUGGAAUUCCGUUGGAUCAUCAGAAAGCCGAACAAUAUUUCACGUUGGCUGCAAAUGUUGGUAAUGCGGUAGCAAUGGCAUAUUUGGGAAAAAUUUACCUCGAAGGAAGUGAACAUAUCAAAGCCGACAAUGAGACUGCGUUGAAAUUUUUCUUCAAAGCUGCCGAAUUGGGAAAUCCAGUCGGUCAGAGUGGUCUAGGCAUUAUGUACUUGCAAGGGAAAGGCGUUUCGAAGGAUACCAGCAAAGCCUACAAUUACUUUACACAAGCUGCGGAACAGGGAUGGGUCGACGGACAACUGCAGCUCGGCAAUAUGUAUUUCAGUGGAAUCGGCGUCAAGAGAGACUUUAAACUAGCAAACAAAUACUUUAACUUGGCCUCACAAUCCGGCCAUGUUCUCGCUUUCUACAAUCUGGCUCAAAUGCAUGCCGUAGGUCUUGGAAUGAUGCGAUCCUGUCCAACAGCGGUAGAACUGUUCAAAAAUGUGGCCGAACGCGGAAAGUGGAGCGAACGUCUGAUGCAAGCGCAUACAGACUACAAAUCAUAUCGAUUUGACGAUGCAUUCAUGCAAUACGCCUUUACGGCUGAACUGGGCUACGAGGUGGCUCAAAGCAAUGCUGCUUUCAUUUUAGAUCGUGGCGAAACGACACUGUUCAAAGAUCGAUAUGAGGAUCUAGUGCGUGCGUUGCAGUAUUGGGGAAGAGCCGCUGCUCAGGGUUAUUCGGCGGCACAAGUAAAAUUGGGAGACUACCAUUACUAUGGUCUUGGUACAAGCGUUGAUUAUGAAUCAGCUGCGUCGCACUACAGAAUGGCAUCCGAUCAACAUCAUAACGCACAGGCUAUGUUCAAUUUAGGAUAUAUGCAUGAACAAGGCUUGGGUAUGCAAAAAGAUUGGCAUUUAGCCAAACGAUGUUAUGAUUUGGCUGCAGAAACUAGUGUCGACGCCAAAGUUCCAGUUGCCUUAGCACUCAUGAAGUUGUCGUUAAUGUUUAAGAUGGAAUCUAUCCGUGACAGUCCCUUUCGAAUACUUUUGCAACUCGACGAAAAUAUCGCGUCCAAUUGGGACUUGUAUCUCAUUACAAUUCUUACACUGCUACUGGGUAUGGUCAUUUAUCUACGGCGUCCUCCUGCUCCUGAACCACUACCAAAUCAACCGCAAGCUGAACAGCCACAACAAGCAGCAGCACCGCAGCAACAGCAACCACAACAACCACAAUCAACGUCGCAAGAGCAACCAAUUACACCAGCAUCCCAGCCAACAUCGCAAACCCCAUCUGCGGAAGCACCACAAUCCACACAACCAUCACAACAAUCUCAAUCGGGACCUGUUGAUAACAAUGCUCCAGCUGGUCAAUAAUUGUUUUGUUUUCUGUGAAUUUUUAAAAAUUGAGCCAAAUGCAAGCAAAACAGAAUCGAAAUUUUCGAAUGUAAAUAAAUAAAGAAAAAAUGUUGUUUCUUACCACUAAAAUGAGACGUCGAGGCAGUCAUA
Bradysia coprophila is the source of this 3134-nucleotide messenger RNA. Its product is annotated as protein sel-1 homolog 1-like. Gene Ontology annotation, molecular function: protein binding. Gene Ontology annotation, cellular component: endoplasmic reticulum membrane. The record is from RefSeq and is a predicted model, not a curated record. Gene Ontology annotation, biological process: ERAD pathway. Lineage: Eukaryota; Metazoa; Arthropoda; Insecta; Diptera; Sciaridae.